Pipistrellus kuhlii (Kuhl's pipistrelle) is the source of this 2810-nucleotide messenger RNA. RefSeq names its product interleukin 1 receptor associated kinase 2 (gene IRAK2). Bases 101 to 1945 code for a protein of 614 amino acids. The record is from RefSeq and is a predicted model, not a curated record. Gene Ontology annotation, biological process: intracellular signal transduction; protein phosphorylation; interleukin-1-mediated signaling pathway. Gene Ontology annotation, cellular component: nucleus; cytoplasm; plasma membrane. Gene Ontology annotation, molecular function: protein kinase activity; ATP binding; protein binding. The transcript has 13 exons. Lineage: Eukaryota; Metazoa; Chordata; Mammalia; Chiroptera; Vespertilionidae.
CGCGGGGGCGGGACGGCCCGCCCCGGAGUCCAGAAGCCGAGUCCCCGCGGCGCCGGGCUCAGUGUCCCGGGAGCUCCCCGCCGGCCCUUCCCGUGCAGCCAUGUCCUGCUACAUCUACCAGCUGCCCUCCUGGGUGCUGGACGACCUGUGCCGCAACAUGGACACGCUCAGCGAGUGGGACUGGAUGCAUUUCGCCUCCUACGUGAUCACGGACCUGACGCAGCUGCGGAAGAUCAAGUCCAUGGAGCGGGUGCAGGGCGUGAGCAUCACCCGCGAGCUGCUGUGGUGGUGGGGGAUGCGCCAGGCCACCGUCCAGCAGCUGCUGGACCUGCUGUGCCACCUGGAGCUGUACCGCGCGGCCCAGAUCAUCCUCAACUGGAAGCCAGUGCCUGAAAUCAGGCCUUCUCCCCCAGACUUCCCAGGAGCCGAGAAGCCAACCAGGCCCUGGGCAGCGUCUGUAAGAAGCACGGAGGACGGACAGAAGAAGGGGCAGCUCGUGGGGCCAGCUGCCUUGCCGGGCCCAGGGCCUGCUCCAGCCGGAGCCAGCCUCCCGCCUCCUCCCGAAGAUGCCGCUGCUUCCUUAAAAACAGACCUUCCUGCUUCACCCGAUCCAAAGGAUGUCAGCACCUCCAUUCCUAGGCAAGAAACCCUCCUGAGCCUGGCUGUGGACAGCCUUUUCUGGAACCAGGUGGACGUAGUUCACGCAACCGACAACUUCAACCAAACCCACAAAAUCAGCGAGGGGACCUUUGCUGACGUCUACAGAGGACAGAGGCAGGGCACCCCAUUCGUCUUUAAGAAGCUCCGAGAGAUGGCCUGCUCAGGUCCAGGAUCAAUUGAAAAUUUCUUCCAAGCAGAGAUACGAAUCUGUCACAGAUGCUGCCACCCCAAUGUCUUACCUCUGCUGGGCGUCUGCACUGGAAAACAGUUUUACAGCUUGAUCUACCCCUACAUGGCAAAUGGUUCUUUACAGGACAGGCUCCGGUGCCAGGGCGGCUCAGACCCCCUCCUCUGGCCCCAGCGCGUCAGCAUCGUCUCAGGGCUGCUUCGCGCCGUGGAGCACCUGCACAACCUGGACAUCAUCCACAGCAACAUCAAGAGCUCCAAUGUUUUGCUGGAUCAAAACUUCACCCCCAUGCUGGCUCACCCAAAGGCUCCCCCGUGUCCUGACAGUAAAAGGUCAAAGUACACCAGGAUGAAGACCUGUGUGUUCCAGGCCUCGGCUGCAUACCUGCCGGAAGAUUUCAUCAAAGUGGGGCAGCUGACGAAGCGCGUGGACGUCUUCAGCUGUGGAGUAGUGUUAGCUGAGGUCCUCACUGGCAUCCCUGCGAUGGAGACCGACCGGAGCCCAGUUUACCUGAAGGAUUUACUCCUCCACGAAAUUCCGAGCAGCAGCAGGAGGACGGGCGUGGAGAAGGUGAUGGCGAAGGAGAUCUGCCAGAAAUACCUGGAGAGGAGGGCGGGGGCUCUGCCCGAAGACUGUGCGGCGGCGCUGGCCACGGCCGCCUGCCUCUGCCUGCGGAGGCGGCAUGCCAGCCUGGCCGAGGUGUGUGGCUCGGUGGCUGCUGUGGAAGCGCGGCUCAGAGGUCAGGAGACGUCGCUCCCUUGUGGCGGGCUCUCUGAGGGCACAGGCUCUUCCUCCAACAUUCCAGAAGAGACGGACGAUGUGGACAAUUCUAGCCUCGAUGCCUCCUCCUCCUUGAGGACAGCACCCCGGUCUGGGGUUUCUGCUUCGCCUGCCCCCACAGAGGACGAGGAAGGCAGGGUGCAGGCCAGCGGGGGAAUGCGGGCUGACUCCUCCUCUGAGGCCUGUGCCAGUCCAGAGCCUCCCCAGGCUGAGACUUCGUGGAAAAUCGAGAUCAAUGAGGCCAAAAGGAAGCUGAUGGAGAACAUCCUGCUCUACAAGGAGGAGAAACUGGACAGCAUCGAGCUUUUCGGCCCCUGAUCGCCAGAACACAGCCGAGGACCCUUGUCCUCUCUUGGAAAGACAACUGUCAAAUCAAGAAAAAAGAUCCUGGGGCGAAAUCCAAGGUCUCCCAGGGAAUACAAACCAAACCCCAGCCAACCUGGGGGCAAGGAAACCUCCACUGUCUGGAGUGAGUGAGGGGAGACGGGACCGCAGCUUCCAGAGAAAGCAGCAUCCACGGAGCCCCUUCCAUCGGGAUCUGUUUCAUCAGGAGAGGAAAGCACAAACCCUGUACGUGGGCCCAGGAUGGGGGCAGGUUCGUGGUUCUGACGUCAGUGCCCCAGCAGAUGCCGUUACCCAGUUCUCCCCCCUCAGCACCUGACAGAGCGUUCUGAACGCGGAAGACACUUUCCAGAGUUAUAACCUCUGGGUCCUAUCUGCCGACGGCCGCCUGCACACUUCCGUGCCCGGAAAGAUGUCCGCCUUGUGUCCCAGUGCAGGUCUUGACUCAUGUCUCGAGGUCUCGAGUGUGACAAAGGCCGGACACCUGGCAAAGGGCUUCGUGGGUUUUCUGCUUUCUUUUUUGUAAGUCUUGCAACCCACGUAUAUUUAUUUAAUGUCUGUCUACAUCUUUAUCCUCCUGUCCCACUAAUGCUAACAUUUCCAAUGGAGCUUUUAUUUUGAAAAUAUGUGUUAUUUAUAGCUGGAUAAAAAAAUCAGAAGAACUGGUUUCAUUCUGAUUCUGCUGCUAAUUACGUCAAUCAUGUCAUUUCUGGAACCUCGGUUUCCUUGUCAGUAAUACCUGUUCAUUCUCCCUCCCUUGGGCUGUUGGGAAGAAUAGGUCAGACAUAGCUAUAGAAGUACUUUGAAAAUGCACUUGUCCUGUUUUAUAAAAUAAAGACAU